CAAAGUGUAAGAAAAUGGAAGAACAACCUGAAAAAGAAUCUGUGGCUUCAGAAAAACUUGGUCUAUGUUUAUUUCUUACUGAAUCUGAAGAUGAGAAAGACGGCAAAUCAUCUCAGGUUGUACAGAAAUCACCACUUGUUAGGUCUGUUCCAUCAGUAACAUCUAUGAAGCCAUCACAAUCAGCGACCUCCUAUACCUCUGAGAAUACUGUAAUGGCUGCUUCAUCUACUCAGAACACAGAAAUUGGGCCGGUUCGCCGGAUAAUCGAUCUAAGCUCAAAAACAGGCUGUACUGUACGAGAAUUGGCAACUGCAUAUCAGAAUCACAUUGGAGAAACCCUUAAUGAGGUUGAAGAGCUAACUUCUGAGGAGUGUGAGGUAACACACUCCCCAGCUCAUGUAACACGACAUGCACGAGUUAGACAUGCAAAGACUCCAGACUCCCAGAGAGUUCGGAUAAAGCCCCCUGCCAGAACCCCACCUGCAACUUGUCCUUCAGAUAAGGUUAUUCGACCAAAGAAGAUUUUACUCAGCAGCAGCAGCAGUACCCAUGGUAGCUCUCGUGAUACACCAAAAACUUUCUCAAGAAGUCGGCUGAUGCUUACCUCGUCAUCCUCGGUAAAACACAAAAUACAAAAGAAAUUUGGUGACCCAAAUGAAGCUAAAUACCCAACGAACAUAGUUACUGGAAUAACAUCAUUCAUCAAAAUACAACCAGCAAAGCCAUCACUUGAGGAGAAGCGACAAACAGGACUGCAAAAGAAGAGGGAUCGAGAGGAUGAGACGAUAAAAAAGAAAGAAGAAUUAUUAAAAUUGAAAGCAGAGGGGCAGAAAAGACGCAACGAGGAAAGGAUGAAGCGGGUACAGGAAGCUCGUGAAGAAAGAGAGCGUAAGGCUAUAGAAGCAAAGAAACAACAAGACAGAGAUAGAAAGAACAGAGAGGAGCGACUAAGAGAACAGCAGCAGCAGCACAGAAAGCAGCAACUUCUUGCUAAGAGACGUGCAGAAGAGGCUAGAGUUAAGAAGAUUAAAGAACAGGAAGAAGAACGAAGGAAACAGGAAGAGGAGUCAAGGAAAUUAAAGGAAGAAGAAAAGCAAAAUGAGGAGGAAAAACUAUUAUAUCUGGCAGAGCAACGCCGUCGUCAAGAGGAAGAAAGGAAACGAAAAAUUGCUGAGGUAGAACGCAUCGCCCGUGAGAAAAAGGAGUUAGAAUACCUUAAAUUGCUUGAAGCACAGCGCAUUGCUGAGUUACAACAAGCUAAAUUGACAAGCUCAGCAGUUAAAAAGAUUGCACUAGCUGAUAACAAGGAAACUGGACUAAAUCAUACAUUCACUUUAAGUGAUAACAAGGAAAAUGGUCUUAAUACCACAUUUUCCAAAACUACUGGACCGUCUCAGUCAAGUUCUACUGGGAAAAACAAAGAUAGUUAUGACAUUACACCAAACUCCAAGAAAUAUAAGAAAAAUAUUAAUAAUUAUGAUAUAAAUGAUAUUGAGAGUGAUGACUCAACUGAUGAGGACAGUGCUCCUAAGAGGAAAAUUCCUCCCUGGGCUAUGAGUAAGUUUAAAAUUUGGAUAUUAAUUUUUUCCUAUUGUUUGGGAUUUUAUGAAUAGAAUAUGUAAUGGUUACAUACUUAUAGAUUGUUGUAUCAGACACAUUGCAGUAGUUAUAUUGUACAACCUCCCUCGGUAUUUUUGUUCCAUAGUAAGGCAGGUUGAAAGUGCAAACAAUGGCAAUUAAAGUUUGCGUGAUGUAGACUCAAGUUCUAGAUUAAUUAAUUUAUUUACAUUUUCAUCUUGGAUUAUCUGCUAUUGUUUGAUGUCUUUCCAGCAACAUAAGUGAAACUAAGUUUCUAAUGCACUGAUAAUUGUGGUAAUUAGCACUGUCUUGCCUUUCCACUGAGGUUGAGUUGGCAGCAGCAUAAACAUAUCAUACUGUUAGUCUCCUUCAACAUGAUGAAGUACACUGACUCAUUCACACAAAGAAUAUUGCCCAUGCUGUAUGGCAAAACUUGAGGGAUUGCCUUUAAUCCUGCCGUAAUGAUAAAUUAGCGAGCACAAUUUUUCUAAGCUGAAACCCCGCCGUGAAAUAGUUAAGCAAAUAUUUGGGGAAA
This is a messenger RNA of Homarus americanus (American lobster), 2113 nucleotides long. RefSeq names its product inner centromere protein A-like. The record is from RefSeq and is a predicted model, not a curated record. Gene Ontology annotation, biological process: positive regulation of protein serine/threonine kinase activity; mitotic cytokinesis; metaphase chromosome alignment. The transcript has 10 exons. Bases 15 to 1613 code for a protein of 532 amino acids. Lineage: Eukaryota; Metazoa; Arthropoda; Malacostraca; Decapoda; Nephropidae. Gene Ontology annotation, molecular function: protein serine/threonine kinase activator activity. Gene Ontology annotation, cellular component: chromosome passenger complex; kinetochore; nucleus.